CCUUGCUGGGGUAGGUCUUCUCCUUUUUCCUUCUCCUUUUAUGUCCUUCUAGUGUACACCUCCUAUUCUGCUACUCUUCUUGCACAGAAUCGCAGCUCAGAAGCAGCGGUGGAGAUCAUCGACACCAAUCAAUGGCUACCAAUGUGUAUAUAGUGUACUACUCCAUGUAUGGGCAUGUUGAGAAGCUGGCUGAAGAGAUAAAGAAAGGCGCCGCCUCUGUUGAAGGAGUUGAAGCAAAGCUGUGGCAGGUGCCCGAAACACUUCCCGACGAGGUACUUGUGAAGAUGAGCGCUCCUCCUAAGAGCGAUGUGCCGAUCAUCUCGCCAAACGAACUUUCCGAGGCUGAUGGACUUCUCCUUGGUUUUCCGACGAGAUUUGGCAUGAUGGCGGCUCAGUUCAAAGCUUUCCUCGACGCAACCGGCGGGCUCUGGAGAACUCAGCAGCUUGCAGGUAAGCCUGCAGGUAUUUUCUACAGCACUGGAUCUCAAGGUGGCGGACAAGAGACUACUGCAUUGACGGCGAUUACUCAGCUUGUUCAUCACGGAAUGAUCUUUGUCCCCAUCGGCUAUGCCUUCGGAGCCGGUAUGUUUGAGAUUGAGAAAGUGAAGGGAGGAAGUCCGUACGGUGCCGGCACAUUAGCCGGCGAUGGCUCGAGAUCUCCAACAGAGCUUGAACUUGAGCAGGCUUUCCACCAUGGUAAAUACUUCGCAGCCAUUGCUAAGAAGCUCAAGGGAUCCUCCUGAUCAGAUAAUAACAGAAGUUCAGUUGGUGAAUUUCUAAUCAGAAUAUAAUAUAUACCUUCUAUAUAUGUAACUGGUGUUAUGUGUUUGUGUGGGUUUAUGAUUCUUAUUGCCAGUGAGCUUUGAUUAUAUAGUGCCACAUUCCCAACUUGUUGGUUGGCAUUUGUAAGUCAGUUGUAAGUCUUCUCAGGUUCGCUGGUUCGUAUCCCCGUUUGGCUAGUGUGGUCGUAUGGAGGGUGGUAAUCUGAGUGAUUUGGCACAUUAGGGGUGAUUGGGGGCUCGUCUAAUACCACCCUCCGGCCAUUCAUUUGAAUAUAUUUUCAUGUAUACAUAGAUGUUUAGGGUUUAGUGUUUUCCUUGUGAUGUGAGUUGUGUUGUUUGGUUUUUAUGUGUGUAUAAACAUUUUUUUUCUUUAUUUAAUAUUGCAAAAAUAAUUUGUUUA
This is a messenger RNA of Phalaenopsis equestris, 1182 nucleotides long. RefSeq names its product probable NAD(P)H dehydrogenase (quinone) FQR1-like 1. The transcript is spliced from 4 exons. The record is from RefSeq and is a predicted model, not a curated record. NCBI's taxonomy places the organism in Eukaryota, Viridiplantae, Streptophyta, Magnoliopsida, Asparagales, Orchidaceae. Gene Ontology annotation, molecular function: NAD(P)H dehydrogenase (quinone) activity; FMN binding. Bases 132 to 743 code for a protein of 203 amino acids.